GAAAACUCAUUUUUGUGUCAUUCUCAAAACUUUUGGCCACGACUGUAUGAUUGAAACAGAGUACAAGGCUGGGAUGGGGAUUGAAACCAUAACUCGCAUAGAAACAAGACAAUUAACACCAUCUCCUGGCCACUAAGUGAUACUGCACACACCGUAUGUUGAUUGGCAAUCCACCCCUUUUCCAGCCUUAAAAUAAAUAUAAGUAAAUUCAAAAAUCUUAUCUUUAUGUAUUCAUAUGAUAUAUGUGUGCUCGCCCCUGUCCCUGCAUAUGGUAAGUGUCCUUCCCCAGAGUCCUUUUCCUGCCCUCUGUGUGGAGACGGUUGUAAUGAGAGUCAUGCGGGCCAUCUGUCUGUGGCAAGAAAAGGCCUAGUUUAUUCCCUCAGACCAGCUCUAUGGGUUGAGAUAGGGCUGUGUCUGUCUUGGGAGCCCAGCCCCUCAGGUUUCUUAGUUGCUAAGGGAGGAGGGUAAUGUCCACUGCACAACCCCAGGACACUGCUACUGUGCAAGGAGGGAAAUGAACACCACUCCUACGGACAUCCAGAUGUUGUGGAGCUAACUGUUCAUCAACUCAUCAAUGUUUGUGUCCCUUCUUAUGCAGUGUGACAGGGUCUAACUCUGAAAGUAAGAGGGGUCUGGGGCGUACCUUGGAGAGCUCCAUCCAUGAGCUCUGAACACCAUGACCUUUCAGAAGUCUUCGUCGACCUCUAGCAUAUUCCACAUGCUCAUAUUAUGGUUUGUCAUUGUCCUGUUUUGCACUGAUGGUUUGACAGCCGGGAUGGGGACGACACCUAACCUGAAACACAUUGUGAUUGGUCGAUGUUACAGCUACAUAACACUAGUUUGGCCUAAUUCCAGCUAUGACUGUGAGGAGAUCUGGAGGGAGUUUGAGGAGGCUGUAAUGAGGAAGUCUCGCUGUAAUGUGAAGGUUAAGGACUACAAAAGGAUGUUCCAUGCCACACCACAGACUCUGACAUGUGGUAAGUUGCUGUUCUGGAGUAAGACCAGGGAGCUGAUACACAGCUAUGCAGCUGUAACACGUCGUUUCUGGACCCUGGAGGACACGCUGGUGGGAUACAUGUUCAAUGACCUCAUCUGGUGCGGACAGGAAGAGAAAGACAGAGGCUUUGAUUUCAACUCUUGCCCAGACUGGUCAACGUGUGUUCACCAUCCUGUCUAUUCCUUGUGGAGACAAGCCUCACAAAACUUUGCUGCAGCGGCAUGUGGCAACAUCACAGUGCUGCUCAAUGGAUCCAUAGAGAAUGCUUUCAACAGGAAAAGCAUGUUUGGGGGUGUGGAGCUGGACAGCCUGAACCCCAGAAUGGUGGAUCAUGUCAACAUCAAGGUGGUGGCCAACCUGGAGGGACCCUUCAUAGAAUCCUGCACUCAGGGUUCCAUUGUGGAUUUGAUCAAUGUCCUACAGACCAGAGGGUUCCGCUGGACCUGCACAGACAGUGACCUAACUCUGAUGAUCCUCCAGUGCAUCCAGAACCCUCAACAGUUCUCCUGCCUGCCCUGUGCUAACAGCCUACUGCACAGACAGAGGCCACAUCUAUAGAUGGGUUACAUCCACCCUAAAAAUAUUACCCCCAUAGUAGGCUGUCACUUUUCAGUGCUUUAUACUCUAUCCACGUUGUCUUUAGACAUACACACAUUUUGCUGUUUGUUUACUAUGUCUGUUGAUUUUAACUGAAAUAAAGACAGAUUCAUUAUAUUUAUG
Oncorhynchus tshawytscha (Chinook salmon) is the source of this 1717-nucleotide messenger RNA. Its product is annotated as ADP-ribosyl cyclase/cyclic ADP-ribose hydrolase 1-like. NCBI's taxonomy places the organism in Eukaryota, Metazoa, Chordata, Actinopteri, Salmoniformes, Salmonidae. The transcript is spliced from 10 exons. The record is from RefSeq and is a predicted model, not a curated record. Gene Ontology annotation, molecular function: phosphorus-oxygen lyase activity; NAD+ nucleosidase activity. Gene Ontology annotation, cellular component: plasma membrane. Gene Ontology annotation, biological process: positive regulation of B cell proliferation. Bases 677 to 1555 code for a protein of 292 amino acids.